AUGGGGAAGCUAUUAUCAAAAAUAUUUGGAAACAAAGAAAUGAGAAUUUUAAUGUUGGGGCUUGAUGCUGCUGGAAAAACCAGUAUCCUCUUUAAAAAAAUGCAUGAGCUAUAAUGCAUUGAAUAAUGAGAGACUUAUCUUUUCAUUAAUUUUUUAAUGUGAUUUUGUGCAAGUAUCUGAUACUUACAAGCUUGGUUAAUAUGUGUUUGAAUUAAUAGUUGUAGUGUUAUUCAGGAAUUUAGAGGGUUGAGAGCACACAAUAUUAUAAUAAUUUUUUCCCAUGUUGUCAGAACUUGCGACAAUUAUUGUUUUCUUCUCUCAAUCUUCUGAAUUCCUACUCUUCGCUACAGUGUGUAAAAUGCUGUCAUAAUGUAGUUUUGAAACCAGGGCAACAGACCAUGGUUGUAUGUCAGGUGAAACGUGCCUCGCUAAGUAAUUGCAUGUUUGUAUCUUUAGUAUAUAUUCUAGAGUAAAAGAUAGAACAUAGAUAAUACAAACAAAAUUUUCUGUUUCACACUUAGAAUAAGGGCCUUGGUUUUUAAAUUUGAGUAAACACAUGCACGGUGGGGUUAUCAAUAUGUAACACCUGUACAGUGUAAAUAGCGUUUAUAUUUUCUGACAGUUAAAUUCCGCUUAAGGAUUGUACCAUUUUCCAGGUAAUGUCGUAAGUCUAAUAGGUGUACAAAGAGCUAUGAGGAUUAUAUUCCACUCUGUUGUUGGUAGUGUAAAGUUUUAAGUUCAUGUGAAUUAUUUUCUUUAGUUGGUACUUUUUCAGUUGCAUAUACUUACCACCAUCGGAUAUUAGUACAGAUUUGUAACCUAACUUAACCUAGUGACUGAGCUUACAAGUAGCUACAAUGUAUCAGGGCUCAAAAAGAACUUGAAUUCCAGCUUGUCCUUUGGGUAAGCAGCUUUUACAUUUUGCUUGCCCAAGGCCACUCCUUGCUCAUCAAAGUUAAUGAUUUUGUUGGAGGUUGAAUUGUCUGGACCUUCGCUGUUUCAGCAAGUAAGCUUUAUAAGUUACUUGCUCAUCAGGAAACUAUUCUUGUCCUGGACUACUGGACGAGACUUGUUUCAAGCCCUAGUGUAUAGUCAUGUCGUGAUUCAGUUUCAUCCUUGGUUUAAAUUUUGUUUUCCGUUGUCUUUGGGAGUGGUUUUGUUGAUUAUGAGUUUAUAAAAUAAAGUUAAAUAAAAUUUGAACCAGGGGAAAAAAUGAGCUAAAACGUGCAAUGUAUUUAAACUGUGAUGAGGUUAAGUACAUUGUAAUGGACAAUAUUUUGUUAUUUGUAAUUUAUUUUUUAUUCCAUUCUAUAGAUAAUACCUGAGUUGUACAAUAUUAAUUAAUAGAGGGUUGUUUAAACUAUGUGUACAUAAGGUAAGCACAAAAAUUGAGAAUGGAGAAGGGCACAUUAUAGUAAAACUAAUUAUUGCCCUUUAACAAGAUUGACUAAGCAGCUUCAAAAAAACAUGGCCAUCAUCCUUGCUGGCUGGCUACUGACUGCUGAGGGUUGCAUGGGGGCUGAGGAAAAGAAAAAAAUAGUAAUUCUCUAGAGUGUUCAUUUCCUGAUUUCUCUAGUGAUAGCUCUGUAGUUGCUCUGACCUCUUAGAGCUUGUCCCUUGUUUUUCCUCUUUACAUGUGAUAUUUUUUCAAGGUUUGUCUGAUUCACAUGCAUACAUGUAUGUACAUGUAAAAUAUAAAAAGACAAAGAGGAAAUUCCCUCAAGCAUAUCACAUAGCCUACACUAGGAAAGCAAAACAUAAAGCUAGAGAGAUCUCUUUUAAAGGGAUGAAAAUGUAAGUUUCAUCCAACAUGUCUAUCUUUUUCAUCAAUAAUCCUUUACAUUGUACAUUUUCUACUGUUGAUCCCAGAUGUCCUCAUUUCUUAGUGCAGUUUGAAAAAAACUAGACACAUUAUUACUAAAUAUUUAUUUGCUUAGUCCAAGGUUUAUAACAGCUGUAAACUUAAUGUUAAAAAUGGAAAUCACAGUUUGCAUUAUCAGGGUGCUAAAAAGGUAGUUUUGCUGCUUGGUACGUGUAUUUGGGUAUUCUGUAGCUAGUAUGUACUAGCCCAAGAGAUAUUCUAACUACCCAUGUUUUUGAUGAGCAGGAUCUGUGACUUUGCUAUGACUGUAAAUAGGUUUUUGCAAUGUUCCUUGUUACAUUUUGUUGCAUUUAUAUUCAUAGAGUUUACAAAAAAAUAUUUGUUGAUCCUUAACACCAAGCAGCUGUAUUGUACAAGCUUAAACUUGGACAGUCAGUCACAACCAUACCAACUGUAGGUUUUAAUGUGGAGACAGUGUCCUACAAGAAUGUUAAAUUCAAUGUUUGGGUAUGUUCUAUUAUAAUGCUCUAUCUUGAAUCUAUUAAAUAAUAUUGUUAACUCAUUCAUUUGUUCGGAGCGAUAACUUAACAAAUAGACAACAAUUUUCCAAGGUCUGUACUCUAAAAUGAUGGCAAAAUGUUCAAAACUCAAGAGGAACCAUAAGCCACAGGCAAGUGGUUUCUCUGUAUUGUUUCACAAUCAAGUUAAUUUAACUGGCUGAUACAUACAUGUACAUGUAGCUUUCAGUUUCUGAUGUCUUAAACUUGUAGCACUUGGUCAAUGCCCUGAUGAUUGGCUAGCACUCUACUUUUCAGUUCUUGACAUUAUCCAUUUUAACUUGCAAUGAACCAAAUCUGUUCAGAUACCACAUUUCACUGUCAGUUGUAGAUGGUCAUUGUACAUUCAGGAGCAAAAUGAGGUUAACACUAUUUCAGUAUUCAAAACUUUGACUGUGACCAGUCUCAUAGCAUGCAAGAUGUUAGUUUAGUAAGCUUUUUAAGUCCUGCAACUGACUUUGGAUAGCAAACUUCCUACGCAUAAGAAGUUCGUAGCCAUGGAGAUUGUACCUAUAUUUUGACAUUUGAGAAAUAGUAUUGUUUGUUUUUUUAGGAUGUUGGUGGACAAGAUAAGAUUCGCCCUCUUUGGCGGCAUUACUAUGCUGGGACCCAGGGCUUGAUAUUUGUAGUUGAUUGUGCCGACCGUGAUAGAAUUGAUGAAGCAAGACAAGAGCUCCACAGAAUUAUAAAUGACAGACUCAUGAAAGAGGCCAUUAUCUUAAUAUUUGCAAACAAACAGGAUCUACCUGAUGGUAGGUAUAAUUGGACACAUUAGACAUGUAGCGCAUUAAAAAAUGCACAUUUGUGCUUUUUUUGGUAAUGCAUUUUGCGAAAUUAAUUAAGCCCGCUCUCAGUUAACACCCCCCUUCCCCGCUCAAACUUGCUUUGAGUACAGAGUUUUAGUGGAACCUCAAUAAUAUAACAAAGGGCCAAGGGACUGGCAAGAUUUGUUCACUAUAACGAAGUUUGUUAUACCAAGGGCCUCGUGAUAUAUAGGGGUUUCUUAUAUCGAGGUUUCACUACAUGAUAGAGGAUUUUCAAUAGUGGGCUAUAACAGACCAGGAUGUGUUGUUAUUUCAUCAAGACUCUUGGUUGAAAAGGUUUAAAGGCUUGUUUAUAGUGGAAAGUGCACCUACAUGUAGCUUAUCCAGCUAGUUUACAGGCACUCCACUCAAAUACUUAGAAACAAAUAAUUCAAAUGCAACAUAACAGGAUUAAAAACCCCAACUGGCAGGUGACAGUUGGCAGUUGGCUAUUUACAAGUGUGGCUGAGGAUUUGAACUCAGGACGACCAAGAACAAAUCCUGCAAGUCGCCAGAGUGUGACUACGUGCUUACCACUCUGCCACACUGCCUCCUUGGUGUGGUUGAUUGUUUUGUAAAUCUACUAUAACCAUUGAAAACAACUACAAAAAGUACAUUUAAAGCAAUAGGUACAUCCUGUAGCAUCAGAUAAUAAAUUGUCUGUAAAAUAAUUUCCUAUUAUACUAAUGCCAGCAUCACCACUAGACAUAGAGUUUACUGGGCAUACAUAAUAAUAGGUGUUCAAUGUGCAAAGUAAAAUACCAUCAACCAUGUGACCCUGUAAUUGCUUAUGUGUAACAGUUUUAGUUGAUGUUUUCUUAUAAUGAAGAUUGUGGGACAGAUUUGUUUCCAUUGUCUCUUUUAUAGCAUAAUUUGCUGAAAUAAAAAAUGACCAAAUUUGUCAUGGCUUCUGUUUGUUUUGGUAAACAUGCAUUUCUCUGCACCAAUGUUCUUUACUUAUCUUAUUGUAAAGUUAAUGAGGAAAGAUGAGCGUAAAAAUUAGCACACACUGUAUGUUCUGGCACGUCUCACUGUGAUUGAAAAGAUUGCCUUGCUUACUUUCAAAUAGUAAUUUUCAAUUUUUUUGGCACUUCAAUUAUCAAACUUACCAGGUGCAAGGCUUCCAUUUGGAUUCUUUGGCUCUUAAUCUGCUCUGUAAGAUGGUUAUUAUUGCAUUUUUGAGUUGCUAAUGUUUGAGUAAUGAUGUAUAUUAAUUCAUUUAUUCUUAUCAGUGAAGGGUUUAUUUGCUUACUAUUGAUGCACUGGCCAAGGAAAAGGAAUAAUAUUGCUUUGUUUCCGCUAAAUGUCUUUAAGUUAUCAAAACUAAGGAAACUUGCUUAUAAAGUAUUAUUAUUCCACUAUUAUCUCAUUUUACCAUAUAAGGUCAAGAGAACGUGCAAAAUAUGAGGCCAUAAUACACUGCACUGUAGUGUCCUGGUUUAACCAGUUUGCAACAGGGCAAAUACCGGCGGAUUGGAUGUAAAUGGAGCAACUAUGGUAGACAGAAUCAGGGUGUUUUGGAUACUCUUACCAAAAAAUAGAGGCCAAAAUAACAUUUUUUUUUACAGUUGAAUAAUUAACUGCUCAAUCAAUGGCUUAGGCUGCAUAUAAUAUUGCAAACAUGUAGCACAUUGUAUGAAUUUUCAAUCAUAGCUUUAACAUUUUGACUUCCGGAGAAGUGUUACUGGUUUUGAUACCCAGCAUUACGUUUUUUUUCUUUUUUAUGGUUACUGGAGUAGACUAUUCGUAGCCAGUAAGUACAUGUCGUAUUAGAUAAUUUUUGCUUCCUUACAUGACAUAAUGAAUCUAACAAAUCUGAGAUCAAGAUUCUUAUCUUGGAUUCUCUCAAAUAAACCAUAAUUAUUGUGACUAUAGCCCGGAGGAUGAUUUUAUCAGUCAAUUAAUAAUAUUAUUUUUUACUUUUUUCAUUUUGCAGCAAUGAAACCACAUGAAGUGCAAGAAAAACUUGGUCUUACAAGAAUCCGUGAUAGGAACUGGUAUGUGCAGCCGUCAUGUGCAACAACAGGAGAUGGCUUAUAUCAAGGAUUACAAUGGCUUAGCUCCAAUCAUCGCACAUGA
Molecule: messenger RNA, 5261 nt
Organism: Porites evermanni
Lineage: Eukaryota; Metazoa; Cnidaria; Anthozoa; Scleractinia; Poritidae
Source: the annotation of a GenBank genome assembly